GCCAUGGCUCCGUUCCGUUUCAAUAAUUAUAGGGGUGUGCCAUCCAGGCCCGGGGGCCUUAUGCCUCGCUAAUAGUCUCGGUUUCACCUGACGCGUUCUGCGCCGCCCCCUGGUCGUUUGUCCUGCUUGUCCUCGCCUUGAGAGCUUCACAAUGCCGGUGUACAAUUUCACUGUUGACGAUUCGAGUCCUAUCAUCACUUACGCCCCGGCUGGUGCUUGGUCGGACUCAAGUACGGCCGAUUCCAAGCUCGACCAGUAUGCCAAUUCUACAUUCCAUGCGACGAACGUAUCCGGCGCCACGGCCUCCUUCUCCUUCACCGGGACCGCGUUCUAUCUGUACGGUGCAAAACGCGCGAAUCACGACGAGUACACCGUCACCGUGGACGGGAGCGCAGCGAUAGCCAACGGCUUCAAUGCCACAGACGACUUCCAGACGCUCUUGUGGUCGGCGACGGACCUGGAGAAUGAGCAGCACCAGGUCGUACUUACUGAUACCAGCACGCGGAGCGAUCGCCCAUAUGUGGACAUCGAUUUCGUCGUGUUCACCCUUGGAGACGGGCACCCCGAAACUCCAUUUCAGGACACGACUUUGGACGAUACGGCGUGGACGAAUAUCACCUAUGGAGAUGGGUGGGAAACGGGCUCGAAUGGGCUUAAUAACGACUACUACAACGGCACUUUCCACGACACGAAGACCCAAGGCGCUGCAGCCCGAAUCACGUUCUUCGGCGAAUGCAUAUACCUUUACGGCGCGACAAGCUCGAAUCACGGAAACUAUAGCGUCGCUAUCGAUGGGGGCGCACCCACUUCCUUAACCGGUUACACGGGGACUCCUACAGAUCCUGGGACCAUAUUCCGUCCUCAAACGUUACUCUUCUUCGCCAGUGGUCUCGCGCACGACACACAUACUCUAGAGUUGACCAAUACGGAUACGAGCGGCGCUUACCUGGAUUUCGAUCGGCUAGUGACGACAACGUGGACCGUAGCUACUAACGCUUCCAGCUCUGCUACGGUGUCAUGAACGCUUAGUAAUGACACGCAGAAUAGAGUAGAACCUUGUAGAAGGCGCUGGAAUGCGCCUGAAGGUUCUAGGACUUGUAGUGACUCAGGUUAUGACUCGACUGUGACUCAUAAGGAACAUUGUAGAAUAGUAUAGAACGUUAUGGUAGGUACUGGAAGGUUCUAGUACAGUACCUGUAUAGUAGUAUAUAAGACGCUAGCUGAAGUCGAUGGACUUCAGCUCGUCC
Punctularia strigosozonata HHB-11173 SS5 is the source of this 1247-nucleotide messenger RNA. RefSeq lists its product as uncharacterized. The record is from RefSeq and is a predicted model, not a curated record. NCBI's taxonomy places the organism in Eukaryota, Fungi, Basidiomycota, Agaricomycetes, Corticiales, Punctulariaceae. The transcript is spliced from 8 exons. Bases 152 to 1021 code for a protein of 289 amino acids.